Molecule: messenger RNA, 609 nt
Organism: Daldinia caldariorum
Lineage: Eukaryota; Fungi; Ascomycota; Sordariomycetes; Xylariales; Hypoxylaceae
Product: cell-cycle control medial ring component-domain-containing protein
Exons: 2
Coding region: 1-609 (202 amino acids)
Biological process (GO): post-translational protein targeting to endoplasmic reticulum membrane
Molecular function (GO): protein binding
Source: RefSeq, a predicted model, not a curated record
AUGACCGAAGUAUCAUUUGCAAGAUCUUUCCUCGCAGCUCUGGACGCUCGUCCGGUCAAGCUGUCAGCCGACCAUGUCGAGGAUCCCAAGUCCUACGCCCCGCGCGGCGCCUAUAUCCUACCCAAAAUGCCGAAGCCAAUGAGCAAGCGCAAAGCCACCGCCGUAGCACCGGGCCAGGAGCGUAGCCUCACUGUCCUCGUCAAGUCCCUUCGAAACCCACCGCUAGACAUCAAGCUCUCGUCCCAGACGCCCAAUACGUCCGUCUUGGACAUCAAGACUGCCGUAUCGCAGGACACGGGGAUCCCCGUCGAUAAGAUGAAGCUACUACACAAGAAGAAGCCGAUAGCGGAUAGCAAAGUGUUAAAGGACCUUGCGGGCGAGGGGGAGACGAGCGUCGAGUUCUCCGUUAUGGUUAUGGGAGGGGCUGCCGUUAUCAAGACGACACCUGCGCAGGGCGAAGUUGCACAAGGGCAAAGCGGUAGCGAAGUACUAGAUACCAAAGAGUUUUGGGACGACCUUAAGGGAUUCUUAUUACAACGAGUACGAGACGAAAAGGCGGCCGAAGAACUAACAAAUACGUUCCAAAGCGCGUGGAAGGCCAAGGCGUAG